UGUACGAAUAUUCCCAUUUCCUCAAUAUUCCACGCUUACGUGUCACCUUUCCACGCGUCCCACUUCCACACUUCCUAUUUUCUCCAUCACCGUCAGUGACUGUUGAGUAAUUCGUACACCUGCGCAACACAGAAUCGAUCUCCUACAUCCUCUUUAAAAAAUACGCGUGUUUUCGGCGCGCAUAUGUUUGCUUCAGAUUCGUCGCCGAUCUUUCCUCUCCGUGUUGUUUUUAUUUCAUCAAAAUAGAUUCCUUUUUCCUGCAAAAUUUAAAUUUUAUCACGUCUGCAUGUACGGAUUAUUAUACACCCAUUUCAAAAGCAAACAUUUCUUCUGCAAAAGAAAACUCCACUUUGACUAUCUCCUUUAUCAACAAAAAAGUUUGCAUUUGUUUCCUAUUGGGAAAUUCUUAGAAGUGUUUUUGUAGUUGAUAAGUAACUUUCUUGGGUCCUUUCGUUUAUUCAUUUUAUAAAAGCCUUGUGGAUAGGAUGUAUAGUGGUGGAGGAGGAGGAGGGGAGAGGGGGUAUGGAUAUGAAAAUGGUGGGGUGGUGAUGACAAGGGACACAAAGCCAAGAUUGAGGUGGACUCCUGAUCUACAUGAUCGUUUUGUUGAUGCCGUCACUAAGCUUGGUGGACCUGAUAAAGCAACACCCAAAUCAGUACUAUUAAGGUUAAUGGGCUUGAAGGGCUUGACACUAUACCAUUUGAAGAGUCAUUUGCAGAAGUAUAGACUUGGACAGCAGGCCAAGAAGCAAAAUGCAGCAGAACAGAACAGAGAGAAUAUUGGGGAGUCCUGCGGACAAUGCAGGGGUAGGUGCAUGGAAUAUGGCUGUUGGUUAUACUAUAAAAGAAACCAUAUUCUUGCUAAUAGAUGCUUAUAUCUGAACAGAGAAGUUCCAAUCAGCCAGGCACUGAUUUCUCAGAUUGAAGUCCAGAAAAGAUUACAUGAGCAGCUUGAGGUUCAACAAAAAUUACAAAUGAGAAUAGAGGCACAGGGCAAGUACUUGCAAGCAAUAAUGGAUAAAGCUCAGAAGAGUCUGUCCACUGAUAUGAACUCUCCUAGUGCUGUAGAAGCAACAAGAGCUCAGCUUACAAAUUUCAAUUUAGCUGUGUCAACUUUAAUGGAUUGCAUGCAUGGAGACAAUCGCGAUGAAACCGUUGCAGGUAAAAGGGCACAUGAUGAUACUAAUAAAGCUCUACCAAUGUCUACAUACUUAAAUGAGGAGGAACAAAAGAAUAAUAUGAAGAUCAAGCUUGAAGAAGCUUCCAUUAGCUUUGAUCUCAACUCCAGAAGUAGCUAUGACUUUAUUGGCAUGAAUUCAGCUACAUUGGAAGCCAAACCACUUUCAAAUGGAAGAUUGGAAAUAUAAUGUCUUACUAGUUUUUUUCUGAUCAUACAAGGUCUAGAGUUCUGUAUUUUACUCAAAAAAGUGCUACAGUAUAACUUGUUACAUGAGCUCCUGUUCAAGAUAUAUUGUUAUUUGUCUA
Molecule: messenger RNA, 1485 nt
Organism: Nicotiana attenuata
Lineage: Eukaryota; Viridiplantae; Streptophyta; Magnoliopsida; Solanales; Solanaceae
Product: myb family transcription factor PHL11-like
Exons: 6
Coding region: 486-1367 (293 amino acids)
Molecular function (GO): DNA-binding transcription factor activity; DNA binding
Source: RefSeq, a predicted model, not a curated record